CUCAGCCAGCCCUGCAGGGUGAGCAGUCCAGCCCCGGUUCACCAAGCCUUGCAGCCGGAGAACUUCCAUCUCGCUCUCCUGGCUUUGAUCCUCACUGUACAUCAGACCGGAGGCGCCGAGGGGAGGGAGGAUGCGAGAUGACCGGCCCUUUGGCAACCUGGCCAUCAUCUCCUUAGCAGAGCCUUCGAAAGCCAGCCGGGGGCUGACAGGACGACCAAGGAGGCGCCCCGCCUCUUGUGGAUGUGUGUGUGUGUGUGAGCGGGUGUGAGUGAGGGUGUGUGUGUGUAUGUGUGUGUGUGCAUCACGACUGUGUGUGUGCAUGUCUGGAUGAGUGCGUGAGUGCACGCGCGAGUGUGUUUGUGUGUGUGUGUGCGUGUGAGUGUGUGAGUGAGUGCUCUUGGUUAUUAUUUUUUUGGAAGAAAAAUCUUGAAAAUCUGGGGCAGGUUACCGUGCUCCUAGGGUGGUGGUUCUUCUUUUGCAAGAGGAGCUGACCAGACCAAGCUACUAGAGACAUUUUUCCACGAGUAAAGAGAAUUUUCCUACCAGACCGAGAGGAUUCUUCCCCUGGCUCUGCAGCGAGUGAAAGAGAUUAGCUCCUAAACCUGUGAAAUCGACCAGAGCCGUGUGAUUACCAGGGCUUGAGAGUGGACUCGGAAGAAAAGGAGAAAUAAAUCAAACCGCCUGUCAGUGCCUUUGGCCACAUUGGAAGAUGUCAUCGCAAACUAAGUUCAAGAAAGACAAAGAGAUCAUCGCCGAAUAUGAAGCCCAAAUAAAAGAGAUCCGCACGCAGCUGGCGGAGCAGUUCAAAUGCCUGGAGCAGCAAUCCGAGUCCCGGCUGCAGCUGCUGCAGGACCUGCAGGAGUUCUUCCGGCGGAAGGCGGAGAUCGAGCUCGAGUACUCCCGCAGCCUGGAGAAGCUGGCCGAGCGCUUCUCCUCCAAGAUCCGCAGCUCCCGGGAGCACCAGUUCAAGAAGGACCAGUACCUCCUCUCGCCUGUGAACUGUUGGUAUCUGGUCCUGCAUCAGACCAGGCGGGAGAGCCGAGACCACGCCACCCUCAAUGACAUCUUCAUGAACAAUGUCAUCGUCCGCCUCUCCCAGAUCAGCGAGGAUGUCAUCAGACUCUUCAAAAAGAGCAAGGAGAUUGGCCUGCAGAUGCAUGAGGAGCUCCUGAAGGUCACCAAUGAGCUCUACACAGUCAUGAAAACCUACCACAUGUACCACGCGGAGAGCAUCAGUGCGGAAAGCAAGCUGAAGGAGGCCGAGAAGCAGGAGGAGAAGCAGUUCAACAAAUCGGGAGACCUCAGCAUGAACCUGCUCCGGCACGAGGACCGGCCGCAGCGCCGCAGCUCCGUGAAGAAGAUCGAGAAGAUGAAGGAGAAGAGGCAGGCAAAGUAUUCUGAGAACAAGCUGAAAUGCACGAAAGCCCGGAACGACUACCUGCUGAACCUGGCGGCCACCAACGCAGCCAUAAGCAAAUACUACAUCCACGAUGUCUCCGACCUGAUUGACUGCUGUGACCUGGGCUUCCACGCCAGCCUGGCCCGCACCUUUCGGACCUACCUCUCCGCCGAGUACAACCUGGAAACCUCUCGCCACGAGGGGCUGGACGUCAUCGAGAAUGCAGUGGACAACCUGGAUUCCCGAAGCGACAAGCACACCGUCAUGGACAUGUGCAACCAGGUCUUCUGCCCUCCGCUCAAGUUCGAGUUCCAGCCCCACAUGGGGGAUGAGGUGUGCCAGGUCAGUGCUCAGCAGCCCGUCCAGACGGAACUGCUCAUGCGGUACCACCAGCUGCAGUCCAGACUGGCCACUCUCAAGAUAGAGAAUGAGGAGGUUAGAAAAACCCUGGAUGCCACCAUGCAGACCUUACAGGACAUGCUGACCGUGGAGGACUUUGACGUCUCCGACGCCUUCCAACACAGUCGAUCCACAGAGUCCGUCAAGUCGGCCGCCUCUGAGACUUACAUGAGCAAGAUCAACAUUGCCAAAAGGAGAGCCAACCAGCAGGAAACAGAAAUGUUUUAUUUUACAAAAUUUAAAGAAUAUGUGAACGGCAGUAACCUCAUCACUAAGCUGCAGGCCAAGCACGACUUGCUCAAGCAGACCCUGGGUGAAGGGGAGAGAGCAGAAUGCGGCACAACCAGCAGAAGAGAUGGAAGGCUUAGGCUGCCCCACUUUCCUUGGCUGAGCUGCCCCCCUGCUCCCCACUUUGUGCCCCACCCAGCACUUCAAGGAAGAAGAAAUGCUCGAGCCAGGAACCAGGAUUCAGGACAAGCUAUCCCACUCGUAGUUGAGAGCUGCAUCCGAUACAUCAAUUUAUACGGACUCCAGCAGCAAGGGAUCUUCAGAGUGCCAGGAUCUCAGGUCGAAGUCAAUGACAUCAAAAAUUCCUUUGAGAGAGGUGAAGACCCCCUUGUGGAUGACCAAAAUGAACGAGAUAUCAAUUCGGUCGCUGGGGUUUUAAAACUGUAUUUCCGAGGACUGGAAAACCCACUCUUUCCUAAGGAAAGGUUUCAAGAUUUGAUAUCUACUAUUAAACUGGAGAACCCAGCUGAGAGGGUGCACCAGAUCCAGCAAAUCCUCGUCACCCUUCCCCGCGUGGUCAUUGUGGUCAUGAGAUACCUCUUCGCUUUCCUCAACCACCUCUCGCAGUAUAGUGACGAAAACAUGAUGGACCCCUACAACCUGGCCAUCUGCUUCGGGCCCACCCUCAUGCACAUCCCUGAUGGGCAAGACCCUGUGUCCUGCCAGGCACACGUCAACGAAGUCAUCAAAACCAUCAUCAUCCAUCAUGAAGCCAUCUUCCCCAGCCCUCGGGAGCUAGAGGGACCCGUGUAUGAAAAAUGCAUGGCAGGAGGGGAAGAAUAUUGUGACAGCCCACACAGCGAGCCAGGGACCAUCGAUGAAGUUGACCACGACAAUGGCACCGAGCCUCACACCAGUGAUGAAGAAGUGGAGCAGAUCGAGGCCAUCGCCAAGUUUGACUACGUGGGGCGGUCACCGCGUGAACUGUCCUUCAAGAAGGGGGCCUCACUGCUCCUGUACCACCGUGCCUCGGAGGACUGGUGGGAGGGUCGUCACAAUGGUGUGGAUGGACUCAUCCCUCAUCAGUACAUAGUCGUACAGGACAUGGACGAUGCCUUCUCGGACAGCCUGAGCCAAAAGGCUGACAGUGAGGCCAGCAGCGGGCCGCUGCUGGAUGACAAGGCCUCCUCCAAAAACGACCUCCAGUCCCCCACAGAGCACAUCUCAGAUUACGGCUUUGGGGGGGUGAUGGGCCGAGUGCGGUUACGAUCCGAUGGAGCGGCCAUCCCCAGGCGCCGAAGCGGGGGCGACACGCACAGCCCGCCCCGGGGCCUGGGCCCCAGCAUAGACACGCCGCCCCGGGCCGCCGCCUGCCCCAGCAGCCCCCACAAAAUCCCGCUCACCCGGGGGAGGAUCGAGAGCCCGGAGAAGCGGAGGAUGGCGACGUUCGGGAGCGCCGGCAGCAUCAACUACCCUGACAAGAAGGCGCUCUCCGAGGGGCACUCGAUGAGGUCGACGUGCGGCUCCACCAGGCACAGCAGCCUGGGGGACCACAAGUCCCUGGAGGCUGAGGCCCUGGCAGAAGACAUCGAGAAGACCAUGAGCACGGCUCUGCAUGAGCUGCGGGAACUCGAGAGGCAGAACACAGUCAAGCAGGCGCCAGAUGUGGUGCUGGACACACUGGAGCCCCUGAAGAACCCGCCAGGCCCCAUCAGCUCGGAGCCCGCCAGCCCCCUGCACACCAUUGUCAUCCGUGACCCCGACGCCGCCAUGCGCCGCAGCAGCAGCUCCUCCACUGAGAUGAUGACCACCUUCAAGCCAGCCCUAUCUGCCCGCCUGGCCGGCGCCCAGCUGCGCCCGCCCCCCAUGCGGCCGGUGCGGCCCGUGGUCCAGCAUCGGUCCAGCAGCAGCAGCAGCUCGGGCGUGGGCAGCCCAGCUGUGACGCCCACCGAGAAGAUGUUCCCCAACAGCUCAGCCGACAAGUCGGGCACCAUGUGACCUGCAGGAUGGGCGGCACCGCCCUGCCCGCUGUGGCUCGCCAUGGCCAAGGGUGGCCUCUGUGACCUCCACGUCCUUCCCAGUGCUCAAGGCCUUGUCAAGCAGAGACCAGAAGGUCAGCCUGGGAGCACGUGUGUGCAGAGCUUAGGCCGGGCACUGGCCGCAGCUCACGUUCAGCCAUGUGAAUCCCACAGCCCUCGCGAGUGUAAACAGACGCGCAGAGGAGCGCAGGAGCAAGCUAAGCGGCCCAACCAGAGCGUUUCCUAAGAUUGUGGCAAGAUGUUCAAUGGCUUCGCCUGCAUAUCGUCACUGGAAAAUUCUUCUCUCGACAUUCUCUCUACGUACAUACGUACGUGUAUAUAUAUGUGUGUGCAUAUAUACACGUAUGUAUGUGUGUAUGUGUCUGUAGGUGUGUGUAUAUAUAUAUUUAUGCAUCUAUAUACAUAUACUAGAUCUGGACACACAUACUAAGUGUAUAUAGGAUCUCCUUUUUCUUUUUCUGAAACUUAGAUUUACCUCAGACCCAUGCCACCAAACAUCUCCCGCUGAGUUAUUUGGUGGGAUCUGCAGGGACUUUUCUGGGAGAACUCAGAGGCCCACAGUAACUGCGAAUGAAGCAAUAUACCACUAACCUGCAGAAAAACAAAACAGUCUCCCACUGUCUCCAGAAGCCGUGGCCUUCCAGAACAGUCUGCCCUUACAGGAAGGGUGGGGCAGGCGGUACCCCAAGCAGGCUGCCCCUAGAGGUGGGGAACCCUUCACAGAACCCCCCCACCCCCUCCACCCCAGAGACCCUGCCUUUCCACCCGGAGGCCAAGGGCCAACUGUACCCCCAAAGGCACGGGGAGGACGUUGGCGAGAAGACCCCUGGCCACAGCAUUCUUGUGUUUGUAUGUGGAAAAAGGGGAUAGUAACCCCCUAAGCCCCAUUGUAGCACAGUAUUGUGUGUGGUUGGGAAAAAGGAAAAAUCAACACAGUGGUGUGGAACACUUCCGAACCUAGAAACGCUGUAGGAAUAAAUGUGGUAACUAUAGAGGUUUAACUUAUACCAUUUUCAAAAUAUUUAAGUUUUUAUUUUCCUCUUUCUACUAAUUAUCCUGUGUCAGAUCUGGAACUAAACAGGCAAGGAGGCUUUGGGUCACAUCAUUUUAAUUUAAAAUCAGGCCGUGACGCACUUGGCUGGUGCCUCUUGCAUGAAGCGCAUGGGCCCUAAGUGCCCAGCUCAGACCAGGGGCCCAGGAGGGGCGCCCCUUGGCACUUUCCAACCUAGAGAACACGUCCGUUGAGUUUAUGCAAGUGAAAUAGCUUCCCUCUCUCCUUUCCCUCCCCUUCCACUCGCCUCCUCCAGAGCAUUUAGUGUAAUUGAAAAUACGGUGAUAGAAUUGGGGUGCAUGAUGUUCAAGUAUUUUGCCUCUUGGCUGGGAAAAGACCUUCCGGAACCCUUGUUUGAUUCCAUUUUAAUGUUUUGAUUCCCACUUCCUUUUUCGAUCUCUUCAUUUCCCAGAGCUGGGCUGUUUCUGGAUAAUGGGACACAGGUGGAUCAGAUUCUAACAGGACCACUUUUACCCGCUCCCCUCGUGCCAAGCCAAAGGCUUCCUUCUUAUUGUUCUCCAGCUUCCUCUCUUUCUCUCCCUCGAGGCCUCUGAGUGUGUCUCCAUGGCUGUGGUUUGGAGUCAAAAGUUCUGUGUCUGAGUCCCAGCCCCCCACCUUAGGUGCUCUGGGACUGUGGCCAUGUCACUCCACCUCAUUGAGCCUCAGUGUCCUGCUCCAUAAAAUGAAGAGAAUAAAGAUAAAAUGUGAGCAAGCUGUGUAAACUGGAAAGCAGUGUGCCAACACUAUUGUUCUUUUUAUUAUCAUUAGUAGGGUAAGUCUUUUAGAUCAAAAACCAUCCAGGACCUUCCUUUUGAAACCUCCUAAUAGCAAUGGAGAAGUGGGCAGUGGAAUUUUCCUACCAGCUUCUAACAUCCCUGAAGCACAGCCCUACAGAUAUAUCACCUAUUGACGCUUGAAAUGCCAUCAUUCCCAUUUCAACCCAUUGGAUUAAGUUUUGCCCUCUCCUCUGGUCCUCCAUAAAAAGGUAAACAUACCCCAGAGGGAGGGACUGUUAAGUCACUAGUAUCUGGGCGUGUAGGAGUGGUAAGCCAUUCUGCCUUGUCUGAAGGACUGGCAUUGAGAGCACACAGCGGAAGGAAGGACCAAGAAAGGGCACAGAAAGAGAACGCCAGGGAGAGGCCAAUGACAAACUUGACCCUCCUUGUUUUGCCUAGAACGAACCGUUCUCUUUUAGCUCCUGGAAAUGAAAGCACCUCGGAACCAGCUAGGAGCCCUCUGCCUUGGAGCCCAUAAAGGUAUCCCCGUUUUACAGCUUAGGAAAGAAAGCUAGACCUUGGGAUAUGCUAUGACUUGCCCAAGAUUUAAUAGAUAGCUGAGAGUGGGGCUGUGUCAGGCUCGUAAAGUCAUUUACUUGCAAGGACACUCUGCUGUCCAGCCAGGUCACAAGACAUCUCAUUUCUACCCCAGAGAUAUGCCCAGACCUUAAAAGCAGUAGCCUGCUGCGUAAAAUGUGACCUGCUCUGCCAUGACUACCAGAGGAAAAGUGACAAUCUGAGUUGACAGAUCUGUCUCCUGAUAUGCAUAACACCAGUCAGACCGUGUGGAUUUUCCUCUCAAUUGACUAACUUUGUUUUUUCUUGCUGAAGUGGACCUGCCUUUCACUGAAUGACCUCAAGGCAGAGCCUUGGCUGUUUUCUUUAAGCACUUAUUUUUCCAUUGGGAAACGGCUGGUGAGUUCACAUCUAGGGAAGCUCACCCCCCACUCAUCCAGCCCCAAAUCUGAGCCUUGACGCAGAACCAAAUGGAAAAAUCCUUUCCUGUGCCCCUCCCCCCAUUUCCUCAUCUGGCUCUCUGCAUGUCACCCUCCACAAGCACCGGGUCCCAUCCAUAGUCUCUGAGCAUUGGCAUCCUCUUCCUGACUCCUGCCUGUGUUAGUCCACUAUAUAUUGCUGUAUUUGCUUAAAUGCUGGAAAGUAACUGUUAAAAUGUGAAACUGUAAUUUUUAAAAAGGCUACAGUUAAAUUUUAGCCAAUGCCACUCACCAAAUCUUUGCACCUAGUAGAUAGAUCAAUGUAAAAAACAAAUACCAGAAACCUAACUGUACAGUGAGUGUGGGGGAAAUGUAGUAACCUAGUUAGUAGUCCUCAAUAUAACCAAUUGUACAAGGGGCAGUGGUGUUUACCUACUUGUCCAUCACCAUUACUGAAAGCUGUACUGAUCAGUUCGUUGAUAACGGGCAUUUUUUUUUUUUUUUUUUACUUCACAGAAUGAGUUCUUUUCUUAACCUUCAACUUACCCUGAGGUCAAGCCUUUUGUCUUUAUGUGUAACCGAUGUUCAGUCUAUUUUUAGGAAUGAACCAGCAAGAUGUUCGUUUAAAACUGACCAAAGACAAUUCAUUCCUGGUCUAGUUUCCUGGGCCUCGGGGCCCAGCUGCCGCUAAAGACCUUUCUGGGAUAAAAUUGAGAACAAGCUGUGCUUCCUACCCCACGCCCCCGUCCCCCUUUAUUCCCUGUUCCUCUUAAAGAGCUGCUCUGAGCUGUGGGAUUCUAUGAAAAAUUCUUGCCUUUCCUUGUUUUCAGUGCUAACGAUUUCUCACCUUGAAGCGCCUUUUGAACCCCAGACAGAGCGCAUAACUGGAGGGAAUUGUAAGCUUGGGAAGUAGACUUGGGAGUGUUUUCUCUGAGGUCACCAGGCCAAGGGGCAGGAGAGAAAUGGAUUCCCAAGGGACGAAAGGUUUCUAUUCAACAAAGAAAUCUGAGUGGGAAGAGACACAGGGAAAUGGAGCCAUCCUUUGGCCACGGCUGGAACCAGCAGUUCAGAGAUCUGCCUUAUAAACACUUCAGAACUGGUUUGUGGUACGCGGAGGGGAGCCAGUGUGGGGAAGGGCCUUUGCGUGGGGCUUCCUUCCCUGUUGGAGGCCCUUGGAGUGCCUUGUUGGGUAUCUUUCUUUCUCAUUCAGGAGGCAUGAAUGCGGAGGACUUCCUAUGACCUGGUGGUUACCUGGCGCCCAGCGCACGUACACGGCUGGUGGAAAACCACAAGGACUAAUGUAAUGGUUCUUCCUCUCAGUCUUUCUGUUCUUAACUUUCCACACAUCCAGAUGGUUCCACACCAGAGCAAAUGCCUCAUUCUCCCGAGAAAGCCAGAAAGAAGAAUGGCUGGCUCCCAACCACGGUGGGGGCCCUGUGGGGCUUGUGGGGACGGGCAGGGAGGAAAAGGCAGGAAGGGGUGAGCCGAGGUGUUGCUUAGCCGAUUUUCUGCUGUGCAGAGCUAAUGCUGACGUUUCAUGUCAACUUCCCCGGUUCUCUGGGGACUCCUCUCUUCUGAGCAGCCAUGUAGAGAAUUCCCCACGUACCCAGAGCUGCCCAGGGGAGUGGAGAGAAGGACUUUGCUGUCAGGUCGGAGUCCUCCUGGCCUCUCUGAGGUUGAUCUGCCAGUGUCCUGCUGUCCCACCCUCUGGGACUGGCCGAAUGGCCAGCGCUGCCCCUUGCUGACACCUCCUUUCUGUGUGAACUGUCCCAGGCAAAUAACAAAGCUGUUCCUUGAACCAGUACAACCAGAGUGCACUUUGCCUUCCUUAGACGGAAGUAGAUUCUGGCUAGAGUUUCCGCUCAGGCUCUAGUCCCCGGCGGUGUGGCUGUUUACACGGUUUGGCAUUAGGUUCGGUUCUGAUUGCUUCAGAGUGGCUGGUCUCUUUCGUUUCCUUCGGUUUCCUUCCUCCCCAAACUGUGUCAGGAAAAAACAAACUGAAACCACCCUAGGAAAUUGCUGGUUGCCUGUCCCCCCGUGAUGAUCAGUGUUGCCCUCUCCCAGAUCCUGUUUCUCCACCCAACGCCCGUCCUCUAGAGUGUCUGACUGGAUCCUCUGUCGCGUAUUCUGAUGGUGCCUGCUGGUUUGACGUGGAGCUAUCCUGUGAAAUAAAACAGCUUAACUUUUC
Messenger RNA from Equus caballus (horse), 9015 nucleotides. RefSeq names its product SLIT-ROBO Rho GTPase activating protein 3 (gene SRGAP3). NCBI's taxonomy places the organism in Eukaryota, Metazoa, Chordata, Mammalia, Perissodactyla, Equidae. The record is from RefSeq and is a predicted model, not a curated record. Gene Ontology annotation, molecular function: protein binding. Gene Ontology annotation, biological process: signal transduction; negative regulation of cell migration. Gene Ontology annotation, cellular component: cytoplasm.